GUGCGAAUUCGUAUCCGUCGAAAUGUGGCUGAGGAGGACCACCAGGCGCUGGCUGAAGUACUUGUCCUGCAGGAAUUUUCGGAGGAUCAUCCGAGAUCGCUUGAUGAACGCAUUUGAAUGA
Messenger RNA from Anisakis simplex (herring worm), 121 nucleotides. The record is from the annotation of a GenBank genome assembly. Lineage: Eukaryota; Metazoa; Nematoda; Chromadorea; Rhabditida; Anisakidae.